AUGACUGAAGAGAUCUCUGAUGUCAAGGCCUUCGCUUUGAGCGCCGCCGUGCUCUACAUCAAGUUCCUCGUGUGCACCAUGAUCCAGGGUCGCAAGGCCUUCGCGGCCGGCACGCGCAUGGCCGAAGACAGCAAGCUCCCGCAAGCCAAGAACGCGCCCAAGCAAGGAUUCGCCGACCUCACAGACGACCACGUCCGGACCGCAAUUGACGAAGAGAUGCGCUGGAAGCGGAUCAUCCAGAACGACCUUGAGUCCAUGCCCAUGGCCUACGUCGUCUUCUGGAGCGCUAUCAGCGUCGGGGUGAGCUCCAGCCUGACGACAGCGCUGCUUCUGGUGUAUACGGUCGCUCGCGUCGGACACACGGUCGUGUACUCCCAGAGUCUGCCCUACGCUCGCAUGGUGUUCUGGAUCGUAGGCAUGGCGUGCAUCGUUAUUGGCGCCGUGGCUAGCGCGCUAACUGCGUUGAAGUAG
Molecule: messenger RNA, 471 nt
Organism: Phytophthora sojae
Lineage: Eukaryota; Oomycota; Peronosporomycetes; Peronosporales; Peronosporaceae
Exons: 1
Coding region: 1-471 (156 amino acids)
Cellular component (GO): membrane
Source: RefSeq, a predicted model, not a curated record